UCUGGGCUUGCCAAGGUGUUGUGGCAGUUGCGUUCAACGUCAACACGAAAGAGGACAAUCUUAGGGGCUUAUCUGGCGUCUGUGCGCUGGCUGAUCGCGGCUAAAUCUUCGAUAACUUUUGACGGGAGGACGCGUGCAGCAGGAGCAGGCGAAGGCACAGAGACUGGUCGUCAAGGGAAAGCCAAAACAAGAUGGCCAAGAGUAUUCGGUCGAAGGUGAAGAAGAGGAACAGGACGGAGAUGCGCAAGAACGUAGGCGACCCCCACCAGCGGAAGCUGCAGGCACGCUGCACCGCGAAGAUCCAGAAGUCCGUCGCGUUUAGCGCAGGCGAGAGCGUGACGAAGCUCAAGGGCAUGCUGACCGCGGCGCAGGCGGCCAACCCGCCUUCCAAGGAGGUUUCCAAGAGCGGGUUCUCUUUCCGGCACCCUGACGCGCCCCCUCUGUUCGACGACGAUAAUGACGAAGCGACGGCACCGGCGCCGUCCCCGUCGCGAAACGCCCGCGGCCGCACCCGAGGGCGAGCGAGGAGCCUCUCCGACGCCGAGGCCUCCAUGGUCGACGAGGACACGGCCAUGGGAGAUGCUGGCGAGGAGGAUGCUGGCGGGGGACCCGCGGGCGGCGGGGGGGGGGACGGGGUCAGUGGGGGUGCAAAGGGCGGCGAGGGUGGACGAAACACGGCCUCUGAACUGGAUGACCUAGAAGCUGGUCAUGAUCCUUGCGUUUGCUGUGGCAAGCCAGAUAUGCCAUGGGUUGAAUGGGCAUCCCGGGUGUGUAACUUGCCUGACGUAACCUGAUGGAGUGUGUGUGUAUCGCAGGUGUUCUCUUUUUCUAUUUUAAUGUGGCAGCAGUAGUGGUGGACGAUGUGCUACAAUAUCAUACGCACCUUUUCUCUUUUUUAUAGCUACUCGGUCGAUUAGCUGCUGGAUUGUUGUCCUUGACGACAGCAGUGUGCCAUACCUAGUUUGCACGUUUACCCGCAACAAUAAUAGUAAGAACGAAUGGGGCUACCGUGUGUAUGAGAGUUGAUUCCGAAGAGGGUGGACGUCGCUAUUUGCAGAGAACAUUAAAUGCCGCUGAGAAAACGUGCGAAGUGCGUGAUUGAUUCUUAUUGGCCAACACCGAAGCGCGGCUGAAUUCUGAUUGGCCAAACGGUGCGAGAAUAUUACGUCGUCUUGAAGCGGCGGCGUGAUCCACGCUGGCUAUCACCCCCCCCUGUUCCUUUGGCCGGUGCGUGGAUGAUUGAUAGUCGUAAUGUAUGCAGUUACCCGGUGAGAGUGGCUUUAUCGUGGUGUUGGAACUUCAAACGUUGUUCCUCUUGCAACGAUUCAGCCCUUCGCGGAGUAAACCUUUCGUCGUGUUACCAAGCUUCAGUGGUUCGUCCGCCGGUGGAUGGUGGCUGGGCAACAGGCCAGACGCGACAACAUUCCGCCACUGCUGUGUCGACGAACAGCGCGUAUGUAUCUCCUUCGAAAACAUUUUCCUCCGCCGUUUUCUUGCAACGGGGCGUUCUG
Molecule: messenger RNA, 1511 nt
Organism: Ectocarpus siliculosus
Lineage: Eukaryota; Phaeophyceae; Ectocarpales; Ectocarpaceae
Source: the annotation of a GenBank genome assembly